Molecule: messenger RNA, 3215 nt
Organism: Cryptomeria japonica (Japanese cedar)
Lineage: Eukaryota; Viridiplantae; Streptophyta; Pinopsida; Cupressales; Cupressaceae
Exons: 2
Coding region: 1068-2819 (583 amino acids)
Source: RefSeq, a predicted model, not a curated record
CAUUCUCAUACAAAGAGAGAAUCUCACAUUGCACGCCUUUUCGGGUUCCAGCGAAUUGGUUUUCUCCCACGGUUCGCUUUCUUCCCACUACGGUUUUCCCAUCAUUUUAUUUGCAGAAAUAUGCAAAGAAUUCAUGAGACAUUGCUCGAGAAGAUAAUAUUCCAAGUUUUUAGAGCGCCCCCAUUCGUAGAGACCCAUAAAAUCUUGUGAUUUGCGUGGAAUUCAGUUAAGAGUUUCAUCAAAAUCUUUGGAGAAGAGAAAAAAAGGGGAAUGUUUUUUCGCUUGGCCGGGCGCUGCUUGAUUAGGAUUCUUCUCUGGGAGUUGGGGCCAUUCAAAUUUGUAGUCAAAGAUUUGAGAGUCUUACCUGCAGGUCAGAAGCAGCAAGCCAGAGAGAGACGUUAGGAAGAAAUAUUGUUUAAAGAGGCUAUAAGUAUAGGUAGCUAGAGACUAACUAGUGUUAAGGUUAGUUGGGGUUAAGGUGGGUUUUAGUGAGGAUUUCGAGGCGCCUGCAGAUGCUGAGCUCAUAUAUUUCUGCGACCAUCAUUUAUACCAGCUUUGAACAUAAUUUGCUCACAUUUGCUUGAUGAUCAUGUGCUGGUUGCAGGUCCUGCAUUUACAUUUGGACUAUUAUGAUGUCCUACAUGUGACUUUUUAUUAAUUUUACCGCCCCUUUAGCUUGUUUCAUGGAGUAAAGCCUGAGGGGUUACCAAUUACCAUUAUCUUCUACUACUCCUGUCAGUGUGGCUUAAUAUACUAAUAACACCCAAAACAUCGUGCACAGAUGUAGACAAGUGCAAGUGUUGCUGUUAUCAGAUUGGUUUCAUCCCCUGCUCUUAAUAAUAAUAAUGAGAAUGAGUCAUUAAUGUUGGCGUUUGUGGGUAAUUGUGGACAGCUUGUGUGAUAUUCGUCGAUUACUCUGUUUUUAAUAUGAGGACAGAAAUUUGGGUUUGUUUAUGCAUUGAGAGGUGAAGUGGGUAUGGCUGUCUGGAGGGCUGGAUAUUAGGGGUAUAUGGAAAGAGGCCUGUUUGUGUUGCAGGCAGAGGUGUAAUUUGUUGGCUAUAUGGACAAUGGAAGCAGAGCAUAAAGGGUACCGUGCAGGGAGUGAACUGUUUGUGUGCUUCACUUCAAGGCAGACAUCUGUGAGAUUGGGAGGGAGCAAGAGUGUUCUUAGCCCUGGCAGGACUGAGAAACUGAGAGAGCCAUCAUGCUCCUCGAGCAGAAGACUGAGAAGCAAUGGAAGCAAAGGGCAGUCAAGUCCCAUGUUUCCUAAUCUACCUUAUAACCUAACUGGGAGGAAGAAGAACGGUGGGUUUGAGACCCAGGAGCCUUCGUCCCCCAAGGUCACCUGCAUAGGGCAAGUGCGUGUCAAGUCAAAGCAGAACAAGAGGUUGAAUGGCAGGCAGAAUGUGCUCAAGUCUCCUGAUAGAGAAGAUUGCAUGCCACACAAAUCACAUCAGAAAUGGGUUCAUAUGUUUGGUUUCAGGAAGGAGGUUUCCUUUAAUAUCUGUGAAGCUCUGAGAAGUUUCGGUGCAGAGUUUAACUGCUUUGUCCCCUGUGGGGGCAGUGCAUCUUCUACAAGUCCCUCUUCCAAAGGUAACAAAGAGACUAGUUGUGGUGCAGUUUUUGCAAAGUGGUUCAUGGUGUUGCAGGAUGGGGAUGAGAAGAAAGCAGCAGCAGAGGCAGAAUCACAACAGAGAAUGGCAGGUGAAGAAUUUGCAAGUAUUUGUAGGGAAAUACAACCCAGUAGACCCAUUAUAACAGAGCUAGGUAGACCUAGUAUAAAAGAAGUCAGUAGGCCGAGUAUCAAAGAUCUUGGUCGGCUGAGUAUUAGUGAAGAUGAGAUGCAGGUGGAUGAAGACGUUGUGCCUGUUUGUCCUCCAAAGAAUGCACUUCUUUUGAUGAGAUGCAGAUCUGAUCCUCUGAGAAUAUCUGCUUUGGAUAACGAUAGAGGAUGUAAAUCUGAGCCCAGGAGAAUGGCAUGCACCGUCAGUGACCAAGAUGAGAGUGAAGAUGAAACUGAUGGCGAAGAUAAAGACGAUGGCGAAGGGUACAAAACUGAUUUUGAGGAGGCAGAGGAACAACCCACUUUUAGUGAUUUCUCAGAAGCCCUCGAGGUUAACAGGCUAUCAUCAGAAGAAGAACAAGAACAAGAACAAGAACAAGGUAUUGAAAAGCAAUUACAGGCUUUGAUGGAUGUAGGCAAUGGAGUGUUAGAAGAGGCAGAAUCACAAACAGCAGAGACUAAGGAAGUCUUAGAGGCAGAACCACAAAUCACAGAAACUGAGCAAGUAUCAGAGGUUGAACAACAAAUUCCAGUGACUGGAGAAGUCUUAGAGGCAGAACAACAAACAGCAGAGACUAAGGAAGUCUCAGAAACAGGACCACAGCCAGAAACAGAGUGGAGCUGUGAUGCAGAAACCAUGCCCAAUGCUCUCUUACUGAUGCUGAGUGAGCCAAAGCUUUCUUUGGAGAUCUCAAAGGAAACCUGGGUAUCAAGGGAAGACUUUGUGAAUGUGAGGAGACCUGCUCCUGUGGUUAAGAUGGAUGUCGACGACAAACGCAGUGACGAUGACAAAGAAAAUGAAGAGAGCAGGAAACUGUGUAAUGUGGAAGAAGCUACUACCAAUUCCAUGAGUAGAGUGGUAGACCAAAACAUGGCUCCUCAAGAAGCAUGCUUUGUUUUGCCACGAUGCAAAUCGGAGCCGCUAAGAGCCUCUGUAAAACUUGUACCUGAAGCCUGCUUCUGGAAGCCCCGGAAUCUGGAAAUUCCUUCAUUUAUCAUCAGAGGAUCGCUGGAGAUUGGAACACAUCAGGCUUAGUGCGUAGCAUAACGAAUCGAACAUCCACGCGGAACUUAAAUCAGAUACAGUAAAUGAUUGCAUGUUUUCAUUUGUAUUCUUACAUUAUGAAAGGGAGCAAUCUGCUUUGGUGGAUCAACAGCUCCAAUUUGAGAAGGAUGAUGGAAUAAAUGAGCACAAGACGACAUGGAUUCUUGAUAAAAUGGUCCAUAGUCUUUGAAUAUACGGCACCGGUUCGAAUCACAAUGGGUCCUAGGCUUCCACUUCCGUUCACAUUCUCCAGGUAUAAUAAAUACAGUGGCGUACACGGCCAAGUUUUCUAUUUUAAUUUUUCCAUUGUAGUUGUUCUCCACGUAUUGUACCUUCUGCAAAAUUUUCAUUUCUCCAAAAGCAACGACCUAACAGUUACAUAAUAAC